UACUUUCCUUAACGUUGUUCUUUUUGUUAGUGUCUUUCUUAGUUUGUUUAACAAUUUUUACGUUAUUUUUGUCACAAAUGUAUUAAUAAUAAGUAUAAAAAACAAAUAAAAAUGUUAAAUUUAAAUUGUGUUAUCUGUGCUGAAUUAUUUUCGCAAGCUGAUGAUGUCUAUGUAACGACCUGUGGUCAUAUGUUCCAUUAUGUGUGUCUCAAGCAAUGGUUGGAAAGAUCAAAAACUUGCCCUCAAUGCCGCAACCGAUGUUCGGAGCGCAAUAUUAUUCGUGUCUACUUCAAUUUGGCCAAUUUGGAUGUGAGCCGCAUUGAUGUGGGUUCACUGCAGGAACAGUUGGACAAUGCAAAUCUACAGUUGAAAAUGAAAGAGAAGGAAUUGAGCAAAGCCGAGGAACAAAUCAAAAGUUCUAAGGAGACUCAAAAGAAGUGCAUGAAAACAAUAGCCGGCCUAGAAAAGGAAGUUAAAAGUAAUAGUUUUAUUGUACUUAAUUAUGUGGAAAAGAUCAAAUUGUUACAAAAUCAAGUAAAAGUAAUGGAAAGCCUACGAGCUGAAGUAACAAAUUUAAAAGCUCAAAUUGAAUCAAUGAAUGGCAUAAACACCUUGCUUACAUCCUCAAUGACUGAGGCUGAAAAACUACUCAAAAAUGAGAGUGAUCCCAAAGUAUUGUCCGUAUGGAUUACAACAUUGAAAAGAGAAUUGCGAGUAUGUGAACAUAAAAAAGCUGAUAUUCGCAACCAACUGAAAGCUGUUCAAAAUGAUUUGCGCAGAGAAAUGGAUUUGAAAAGAAGCCAAGAAGAGCGUAUCAUUCAGCUUGAAAGUGAAAAUUAUAGCCUGCUUGAAAAGAUAAAAACACUGGAAUCGAACAGUAUAUCAAGACAAACAACUGCUAACAUUGCCAGUGGCAGUCUUAAUACAUCUGCAAUAUCCUCCAAUGCCAAGCUAAAGGAAGAGAAACGUUAUACCAUAUCACCAACCAUAAAAGAAAAUAUCAAAAAGAUCGAAGAAUCAUCUUCGCCAUAUCUUAAUAUAAAAUCCAGUAGUGUGGGUUUGGUACCUCUAUUUAAGCGCAACAAUGAAAAUUCUACAAAACUUGAGAUUGGAUCCAAAGUCACAACAUCGAAGUUAACAACUUUGAAAAUUUCACCCACAAAAACUGCAGGUGCUAUACGUAAAACUAAAAGCGAUUUAGGUGAAAAGUACUCAAUAUUUAAGAAACCCAGAUUGGGACUAACAUCAUCUACACUAGGUACAAUGGGAGCUUCGAUGAAACCCCUAGCAUCGAAUUAUGUUUUCAAUGGUUUUGGUGGCUCAGAACGUGUCGAUCCUUUUGCUAAAGAUACCACCGAUGAUGACGACAUUAUGGAGAUUGAGCAAAAACAAUCAACUGAUAGUGCGGUACCUACAACAAAGUUAAGCAUUAAUAAUCGCCUUAAGACUGGUGGUCUACGCAAUUUUAAAUUAGCUAAGUAAUUUAUUGGUUUGGAUUUCCUACCUCCUUACCUUACCUUGUUACUCAGAUGGUAAAUGUAGUUUUGUUUCUUAUAGAAAUCUCUUUAUUUUAAGUAGAUAAUUCAAUGGUAUGUCCCAAUUUUUGUAACUAAA
This is a messenger RNA of Stomoxys calcitrans (stable fly), 1614 nucleotides long. It is a transcript of the gene nopo, whose product is annotated as E3 ubiquitin-protein ligase TRAIP. Lineage: Eukaryota; Metazoa; Arthropoda; Insecta; Diptera; Muscidae. The record is from RefSeq and is a predicted model, not a curated record. The coding region runs from base 112 to 1482 and encodes 456 amino acids. The transcript is spliced from 9 exons.